Cryptococcus amylolentus CBS 6039 is the source of this 1005-nucleotide messenger RNA. RefSeq lists its product as hypothetical. The record is from RefSeq and is a predicted model, not a curated record. The transcript has 5 exons. NCBI's taxonomy places the organism in Eukaryota, Fungi, Basidiomycota, Tremellomycetes, Tremellales, Cryptococcaceae. The coding region runs from base 1 to 1005 and encodes 334 amino acids.
AUGUCCGGUACAAAGCGCCCCCGCAGCAUAUCCCCCCCGUCCUCCGAAGCAUCAGACGACAUAUCCCUCCCCUCCCCACCGUCCUCACCCUCCACGCCCCCGCCAAAGAUAUACCACCGCGAAGCAGACCCCUCCUCCUUCGCCUUCUCUUGCUCCCUCCCGCCAACAUGCCACCUCGCGCCGACAUACUACGCCACAUUGGCCGAACUAGAACGUCAUGAAGAGAUAUUCCAUCGAUGGGUGUGCCGGGCGAGCGUACGUGAUCGAGAUCGGGAAGCGUAUUCCGCCUCCACCUCGGAUGCACUUGGCUCGGGGUCGGGAAGCGCGAGGGAAGAGUCCGAGGUGCCGGAGAGCUUUGUGAGGCAAGUGGGCAGUAAGAGGUGGAAGGAGUGUCUCAAGGUUUUCCCGGAAGAGCGGCUUUUACAGCUUCACGGCACCGAGACACACGAUCCCAUAGUCAAAGAACGCCAAAAGAACGGCGAGAAAGUUUUCGAAUGCUUUCUCCCUCCCGAGCAGUGCGGCAAGACAUUCUCGACGCCCAAAACUCGAAGACUACAUAUGAUCAGCAAACACAAAUACCCGGUUCAGUAUUUCUGGAGUAUCACCAACCACGGUAUCAACGAGAUAGCCCGUCAAGACGGCCUCGCCAUAUCCCUCAUCCGCCCACGGACGGAUAUCCACCCCUCCCUAUCCCCCACUUCUAAGCUUACCUCGCAUCAUCGUCAACCACGGCUCCCUCCCCAAUCUCCUCCUCAGCCCCAGCGCCAACAUUCUUCCGCCUCGUCGCCUGCUUCGGCUUCGGGCAACUUUGACUUUGGAGGUGGCUCGAAAGCUGGAGGGGGUGGAUCGGGAGAAACGGGAGGGGGGAGAGAGGGGGGGCUGGAUUUGGUGAUGGAUGAUCUGACAGCAGCCAUGGGCGGGCUAGAGUCGAGUCUUUCGUUCGUACCGCGUAACGUCCGGAAGGGUCGACGGGGCGUCAAGCUUGGUGGGAUGGAUAUUGGAUAG